AUGUCAAAGACAACUCUGGACAAAGCAAAUGAUUUACCGGAUACGUUGCCGCUUGGAACAAGUUUCAACAUCCCGCCAGGGCCGAACAUACUUGUCGACGAUUUAUCUUCGGACUCUUCUUUGACCGAUCUGGAUAGCGAUCUUGAUUUUUCCGACAGCCUCGACUUCGAUGACGAAAAUAGUGAAAAUAAUGUUCAUGAUGGCCGGGAGCCCGACAUAGAUGAAAAUCUGUAUCCGACGCCCAAGGAUUCACCUACCAAAAGCCCGCAUUUUCCGUCCGUCGAUAAUGCGCCUGCUCCCUCGGCCAGGUCAAAGCUUGAUAUCUUGCCUGGGACGAACUCGGCAAACGUGCCUCGUGCCAAAAGACCAAGAAUAUCCCCAUAUUUCCCUCAGACCCCUGAAAUCAUUCCGUCCUGUCUUCCUUUUCCUCCCGUCGACGCGCCAUCCUUUGGCCUGAUUCAGGAGCAACUUGCACACGACCCUUUCAGAUUAAUUAUUGCCACGAUUUUCUUGAACAGAACGCGGGGUGCUGUUGCUCUGCCCAUUUUGUUCAAGGUCUUUGAACAAUAUCCGACCGUCGAGGCUAUGGCAUCCGCGAAGGCGACAGAGUUUGUAUCCUUGAUUCAUUGUCUUGGUUUUCAGAACCAGCGAGCCCGCAAGUGUAUAGCAAUUGCCCAAAUCUGGCAGAGUGAGCCGCCUUCGAAGAACAAGCGAUACCGUAAGCUUCAUUACCCUCAGAAAUAUGAUGGACGAGAUGUUGCUCUGGCGCAAUGUCUCGAUGAUGAAGAUCCUCGGGUCGCGUGGGAAAUUGCGCACUUACCUGGGGUCGGUGCGUACUCUUUGGAUAGCUGGCGCAUCUUUUGUCGAGACGAGCUUCGCGGUCUGGCCCAGGAUUGGAAGGGGACGGGCGCAACAGAGCCCGGCUUCGUUCCUGAGUGGAAGUCUGUGCUCCCUCAAGAUAAAGAAUUGCGUGCUUACUUGACUUGGAUGUGGCUUAAAGAAGGUUGGGUGUGGGAUUGCCAUACAGGUGAUCUGUCUCCGGCUGGGGAUAAAACCCGUCGUGCGGCCCAUCGAGAGGGAGUUGCGCACGAACAAGACGGCAAUUGGGUGCUUCAGACAUCCCCGGUCAAGAAAUCAUUGAACGGAUUGCAUGCAGCAAACUAA
Messenger RNA from Penicillium oxalicum, 1164 nucleotides. RefSeq lists its product as uncharacterized. The record is from RefSeq and is a predicted model, not a curated record. Gene Ontology annotation, molecular function: catalytic activity; DNA binding. Gene Ontology annotation, cellular component: nucleus. Gene Ontology annotation, biological process: base-excision repair. NCBI's taxonomy places the organism in Eukaryota, Fungi, Ascomycota, Eurotiomycetes, Eurotiales, Aspergillaceae. The transcript has a single exon. Bases 1 to 1164 code for a protein of 387 amino acids.